Molecule: messenger RNA, 1437 nt
Organism: Talaromyces amestolkiae
Lineage: Eukaryota; Fungi; Ascomycota; Eurotiomycetes; Eurotiales; Trichocomaceae
Exons: 6
Coding region: 1-1437 (478 amino acids)
Biological process (GO): transmembrane transport
Cellular component (GO): membrane
Molecular function (GO): transmembrane transporter activity
Source: RefSeq, a predicted model, not a curated record
AUGUCCGACGUAACUGACGACAAGGAAACGCACGCUAUAGGACUUAGUGAAGAUGCCCGCGAUGACGACCUCAACUUCAACCCGUCGCAGCAGCGCAACAUCGUCCACCGGGUUGACCGACGAUUGAUCGUGAUGCUCGGAUUCCUGCACAUGACCUCGUUGAUUGACCGUGGCAACAUCGGUACGGCUGCAGUCGCAGGAAUGACUAGUGAAUUGCAUCUUGUUGGGGCGCGAUAUAACAUAAUCGCGGUUGCAUUCUUUCCAACUUAUAUAUGCCUACAGCCUUUUGGCCCCGUUAUGAUACGAAAGAUUGGUCCUGUGAAUUACUUGACGGGCGUCUGUUUUCUUUGGGGAGUUGUCAUGCUAUGUGGUGGCUUCGUCAAAGUCUGGUCUCAGAUGGUUGGGAUUCGGAUCAUCAUUGGCGCAUUGGAAGCUGGCUUCUUUCCUGCAUCUCUCUAUUUAAUCGCAACGUGGUAUACGCGAUAUGAAAUUCAAAAGCGAUAUGCCAUCUUCUACUUGCUUGGAUGCGUUGCUGCUGCAUUCACUGGGCUUCUAUCGUACGGAAUAACAUUUAUGCACGGUCUAGGAGGUCUCACGGCCUGGCGAUGGAUAUUCGUCAUCCAAGGCCUGCUCACAUGCACAAUCGCGACAGUCGGUUAUUUCGUCCUCAUAGAUUUUCCAGACAAAAUGAUGAGUCGCAAGCAGAAACUCUUCUCCCAAACAGAAUACGAAUUCAUCAUUCAGCGUAUUGAGCACGACCGCUCAGACACGACAGUCGAAUCAUUCAAUCUACGGCGAUAUUUGGCCGCUGCACUAGACCUCAAUAUCUGGUUAUUCGGCUUCAUCUACUUCUCCACCACGACCACGGCAUACGCGAUUUCUUAUUUUCUGCCUAUAAUAUACCAACGCGGGAUGGGAUUUUCGACGGGAACUUCUCUAUGCCUAUUUGCGCCUCCAUAUGCCGCUGCGGGCAUUGUGAUGUUUGCUACUUCGUGGAUUGGGGAUAGAUAUCGGAUUCGUGCGCCGCUGAUCAUCUUUAAUGCUCUUCUUACUAUAAUCGGACUCCCGUUGAUGGGUUUUGCAAAAGGUAAUACACCGCGUUUAGUGGGCGCAUUUCUGACCACGAUAGGCGCAAACUCCAAUGUCCCAGCCGCGAUGGCAUACCAGGCAAACAACGUCCGCGGUCAGUGGAAGCGAGCCAUGUGCAGUGCUGUGUUUGUCGGGCUGGGAGGAUCCGGCGGAAUGACAGGAUCGUUGAUUUUUCGAUCUCAGGAUGCGCCGACAUAUCAUCCAGGGAUUCUGACGUGCAUUGGGCUAUCUGGGCUAAUCGUGGUAUUGACUUGUCUGCUCUCCAUCCGCCUUCAUCGACAGAAUCUGAAGGUUGAUCGGGGAGAAUUGGUCAUUGAGAAUCUCCCUGGAUUUAAGUACACCCUGUGA